Molecule: messenger RNA, 958 nt
Organism: Thamnophis sirtalis
Lineage: Eukaryota; Metazoa; Chordata; Lepidosauria; Squamata; Natricidae
Source: RefSeq, a predicted model, not a curated record
UACUUUGAUUUCCCCCUGCCUUCCUUGCUGCCCAUCUUCGAGAUGCUGAUAAACCCCGAAGAGGAAUAUCCGGUGGUCUGCAUUGGGGUGAGCAAGGGGCCCCCAGGACAAGCCGUGCAGUUUCAAGUCAUUAACCUCAAUUCCUUAACCUCCUGGUUUAUCAGCGACAAAAGCGAGCCUUCCUGCUGUGGCUUCGUCCAGGUGACUCAGUUGGACAACAGGACGGUGAUGGUUCUGAUGGAUGGAUGCAUCCAGUUUGUCAGCCCCCGAGGGGCACUGCUUGGCUCGCCACCGAAACUCACCUUCGACGUAGCGGUGGAGUCGGUCGCACUUGUGCAGCACUGCGUGCAUGCAUUUUGGCGCCAUGGUGUGCAGACACGGCCGCUUGGAUCAGGGCAGGUAGCCCAGAAGCUGCAGGAUCAACGGUGGACCUUCCGCCUCCUGGGAGCCUCCAGCACCAUUGUGUUAGAGACGCGACCGGUGAAUAAUCCAAACUCCACCAGCAAUCUCUACGUGCCGGAAUGAUGAUGGUCAUAGGUUGCUCAGACUGACCAUUUCCCACCCUCUGGAACGGAGUCCUCAAACAAGAACAAGCGAUGGGGAAGGGGACUCCUUCUGUCAGAUGCUUAGGGACUGCCCAGGAAGCUGGCAAAGCAAGGCUGGCAGUGAGAAAUUGUCCAGCCGAACUCUUCAAUAGCUUCACCCCGAAGCACCGAAGGACACCAAUGCCCCGGUUUUACGCUUCUCAUUACCUACCACUGAACCUCAGUAAACAGUAUGCUCAGCUUUUCGUUUCCCGUACGUACCUUCUCCUCUGAAAGAUACAUGUCAGUGUGCAUGUGUGUAUACAUUAAUGCACCCAAGAGCAGUGUCCAGGAUGUGGCUAAGUUGUGUAUGGCCAGAUCCUGCCUGAGUAGGGGUUACCGCCAGGAUGUUGCAGUUGCCCCAUCACUGCAGG